Molecule: messenger RNA, 6237 nt
Organism: Seriola aureovittata
Lineage: Eukaryota; Metazoa; Chordata; Actinopteri; Carangiformes; Carangidae
Product: steroid hormone receptor ERR2-like
Exons: 7
Coding region: 450-1820 (456 amino acids)
Biological process (GO): regulation of DNA-templated transcription
Cellular component (GO): nucleus
Molecular function (GO): steroid binding; sequence-specific DNA binding; nuclear steroid receptor activity
Source: RefSeq, a predicted model, not a curated record
UCACCACUGCUGCUCUCCAUCCAGCUAUCUCUUAUCUUUUAUUCUCUCUUUCUCUAUCCAUCACUCCCCUGAUUUUUAUUCUUUCUCCUCUUCUGUACACUUGCUUCCUGUUUUCUCUUUUCAUUUCUACCUCAAGUUCUUUUUCCACUCUCCCCUUUCUAUAUCAUCACUAAAUCCACUCUUCUUCUCUCCAUACGUACUCCUGAGCCUGAGUGUGCAGCACCUGUGCAGACUGGAGUUUGUCGGGCCGAGGCAGAAGGUUUUUUUUUUUUUUUUAUUUUGUGUGUGUGUUGAACAGGGAAGGGAGGGGAGACAACACCCAGGAACACCUGACCAACAUUUCAUCAAGAUAUGUGGAGUCUUAGGAACUGAUCUCCUCCUUCAGCUUUUCCCAAGCUGUUUGUUUAUCUGUUUUUUAUUGCAACACCUGGAAUGCUUAACGUGGACUGAUGGAUGUUUCCGAACUGUGCAUCCCUGACCCUCUCUGCUACCACAACCAGUUACUAACCAGAAUGCCCUCUGAGGACCGACACCUUUCCUCAAGCUGUGGUUCUUACGUCAAAACCGAGCCCUCCAGUCCUUCCUCCUCUCUAGUCGACACCGGCAGCCACCACAGUCCCAGCGGCAACUCUGACGCCAGUGGCGGCUACGUGAACGGCAGCAGCGUACGCUCACACACCCUGGACUCCCCGCCAAUGUUCAACCCAGGCAUGCUCGGAGGUGGCGGCGCCUGCCUACGCCGCUAUGAGGAGUGCUCCGGCAGCAUGGCGGAUGACUCACCAAUCAAGUGCGAGUACAUGCUCAAUGCCAUUCCCAAGAGGCUGUGCCUGGUGUGUGGCGACAUUGCCUCAGGGUACCACUAUGGGGUGGCCUCCUGUGAGGCCUGCAAAGCCUUUUUCAAAAGGACGAUACAAGGGAAUAUUGAGUACAGCUGUCCGGCCACCAACGAAUGUGAGAUCACCAAAAGGAGACGCAAAUCAUGCCAGGCCUGCCGCUUCAUGAAAUGUCUUAAAGUUGGCAUGUUGAAAGAAGGUGUGCGUCUGGACCGGGUGAGAGGGGGGCGGCAGAAGUACAAACGAAGGUUGGAUGCAGAGAAUGGCUCCUAUCUCGGCCUCUCCAUCCCCCCUCCAGCCAAAAAGCCACUGACAAAAAUCGUUUCCCAUCUGUUGGUGGUGGAGCCAGAGAAGAUCUAUGCCAUGCCUGACCCCACCAUGCCCGACGGAGACAUCAAGGCCCUCACCACGCUGUGCGACUUGGCCGACCGCGAACUGGUGGUCAUCAUCGGCUGGGCCAAACAUAUCCCAGGUUUUUCCACUCUGUCGCUGGCAGACCAGAUGAGUCUACUGCAGAGCGCCUGGAUGGAGAUCCUGGUGCUGAGCAUCGUGUUUCGCUCCCUGCCCUGCGAGGACGAGAUUGUGUACGCAGAGGACUAUGUGGUGGACGAGGAACAGGCGAGGAUCUCAGGCCUGCUGGACUUGCACGUUGCCAUCCUGCCGCUGGUCCGACGCUACAAGAAGCUGCGCAUGGAGAAGGAGGAGUUUGUCACGCUCAAAGCCAUCGCCCUUGCCAACUCAGACUCCAUGCACAUAGAGAAUAUCGAGGCCGUCCAAAGGCUCCAGGAUUCUCUCCACGAGGCCCUGCAGGACUUUGAGGGCUCUCAGCACCCGGAGGACCCUCGACGGGCAGGCAAGCUCCUAAUGACCCUGCCUCUGCUCCGUCAGACGGCCACCAAGGCAGUCCAGCACUUCUACAGCAUCAAAAUGCAGGGCAAAGUCCCCAUGCACAAACUAUUCCUCGAGAUGUUGGAAGCCAAGGCUUGACACCUGGGCCAGAUGUUUGACAGACAGCUGCAUCACCCAGGCAAGGCGAGAGACAGCCCAUAAAAAUAAAGGCGGUGUGCCAACUGACAGUGAAAGGAUGAAGCUUUGGACUACUGAGUCAUUUUAACACUUUUAAAUGGUAAUAAAGAUAAAAGAAAAAGGAACUUGAGAUGGUUUAAAAAGGGUGAAUAUCAACCUGAUUGAUGUGGGAUCAUGAUGAUGUAUAUAAAGAUAUUGUGUACAGAAAUCAGGCAACCGAGGUCUUGUUAUAACCAGAGACCCAUUGCUCUAUAUCACCUGAAGCUUCUGUGAAUUUGUUUCUUAUCUUAUUUUCAUCUCAAAAUGGAAGUGUGUUAAUAUAAAUGUCCUAAAGAACUGUGCGGCUACGCAGCCACAUUAUGUGUUUUUGUUUCUUUCUUUCAUAUUUUCUAAUCUCAGUUGUUAAAGCAAUAGUCUCUAACUGGUCUACAUAUAAUAUGUGUACUGUAUAUUGUGUGAAAUUGCACUGGGCGGGGGGAGAAUUGUUAGACAUAUUCUUAUAUUCGUCAUCAAAGAAAGCGCCACCCACCAUGACGGGUAUGUAAGAUUCUCGACUUCCUCGUAAUUGUAUUUACCUCAUAGUAGCUUCAACGACUCAGUGGUUAUAGUCAACUUGGUGCUUACAGAAGGACAGUGGUUGGCUAGUGAUCAUCGUUCACAAAGAGUUUGCACUAAGCAUCUAUGAAUAACGUGGCAAUAAUGGGUUGUACUAGCGAGCUCUGUCUGGUAGCGUCUGGGUCAGUGGUUUUUGCUUCUAGAGACUCACUCAUCACUUCCUCUCUCUGUGUUAAGUGUCAUACAGAAAUAUUGGCAACCAGACAUACUGUGAAACACACACACACGAUAAGCUAUAUUCUGUGCUGAGAAUUUUUAAACUAAACUGUGCGGCUUGUCAUGAAAAGUUUAUUUUAUGUAAAUAUAGACAGAGGGCACAAUAGCAGCAACAUCUAUGCAACUUAAUGCAAUCUGAUACGCCCUGAUAGCCCUGCAAUAAAUACUACCUUUGUAAAGAUUGUAAUGUUCAGUUUGUGUCACAUAGGUGCUGGUUCAACUCUAUGUUUGCUUUUGAGCCUAUAGGUUGUGAUGGUGCUGUAUUAGAUUGCAAUAUAUUGUAUAGGUUUUGCUUUUUCUUGUGUCCACGAACCCGCUCUUUGUUUAGGUUGUACUCGCAAACAACAAGUGUCACUAUAUUAAUAGCGUUAAGUCCCACAGCUGAUUACGUCAGUCCUCAGUCGUAUGUGAUACCAAAGUAUGUCUACUAGCCUCGCAUAUCUGAACUGCUCUCUCUCUCUCUCACUCUCUCUCUCUCUCUCUGAAUAUCUUUGGACUGUUGUCAGACAAAACAUUUGUCGACAUGACCUUGCGCUGUGGGAAAUUAUGACAGGCAUUUUUCACUCUUUAAAGACUUUAAAAGACAAAACAAUUAGUCGAUUCAUCAAAAAAUAAUCAGCAGAUUAAUCAUUAAUGAAAAUAAUCAUUAGUUGCAGCCGUAAUUGGGCAUCAUUUCUCCACUUUUAUCAUGUUUUCCAAAUUUGAAAGGAUAUCAGCGAGGCUAGAACUUGCCCUGACAUAAACAGCCAGUAGAGGUGUAUUGACGUGUGAGUACACGCGGCUGCCGCAGCUGAAUCUCGACAAACGAUAUGUUUCCUUGAGAAAUAAUUUUUCCUUUUUUUUAAGGUGGCAUCCUUUUAAACCUGUUUGGAUGUAAGACUAUAACAGAUGACUAGUUAAAAUGUUUGUGUGCAACAAUAUAAUGACACCUGUGUUUCUGAGAAUAACUUGAAUUGCACUCUGAAUUAAAACUCAACGUCAAUAAUGACUUUAAUAUUAUCAGACUUCAGAUUACGGCUCACUGAUGUUCUGUAUCAGUUUUUGUUUUUAGCUCAUCUUUAAUGAAGGUGCUAAUCAUUCAGACUGACACUGUACUCUGUGUACAUCUCUACAAACACUGACACACUGGUGCACAGGCUACAAUACUAUAAUAAAUGUGUAUAUUCCAGAAGUGAUGAUAGACUUUUAGAUCGAUCGUAAACCAGUUGCCAAAUUAUUCAAAGAAAGCAACGAGAAUAAUGUGACACAGUUAUCAACAUAUUUCUUCCUGUCCUGAUAACCUGAGCAGGUUGGAUGGAACAUGUUAUCAUAAGAUCAGAAUAAUACCAUAAUAGAUUAAUCAGCUGCUCUUAGGAUUUUAGUGAGACAGAUGUUGUCCCUUGUGAACACUUUAAAGCGGCCGUGUCUUUAAAGUGUGAAGUGCCAUUAGCUUCUGCCCAAACAAGAAGAAAACAGAAAGACAAGUGACCAGUAACUACAGACAAUCCCCGCAGGAACAGACACUAUUGAUUCACUGUAAUGUAAUGCAUAAAUAAUUAUAACCCAAUACAGUAGAGGAUAUAAUUCCCAUGAUGCACUUCCCCAUAUGUAUAACCAGCUAAUCCAUUCCCAAUUGAAAUUAGGGAUGCAUCACCUCUGUGCAGUAGCAAACCAAAGCAUUGUGUGUUCAAACCAUUGAAAAUGAAACACACGUAACCGUGGCUAAACAGCAGCCAGCUGUUUCCACAUAAACAAAUGGAUGUUAUUUACAGUAAUUUAUUAAUAGUAAUACCUUCAUUCUGAUGAGCAUCCAGAUGUGUGUCCAUUCAUUUUGAGCUGUUUCUAAACCUACGUUGAUGAUCACUUAUUCACACCAGAGUCUGUGUGGAGCCAAGUUAAAGGCGAGUGCUUCAACAAGCUCCAUCUGUUCACGUUGUGCUGGUUGUGUGAAGUGUUAAUGAACACGUUCUGGCACAAAACUUGACCACCACACACAAACAGACCUGAUCAGAGUUCGGUCACGUAACUCCUCUGUGCACUUUGAAGACUGAUAGCAGAUAAUUGUUUCCCAACUUUCCCAUCGCCGAAAUUAAUAUAAGAAAAUAAAAGAAAAAUCCUUAAUUUAUUUUCAGAGAUCUAAAACGGUUCUACUACAUCCAAUUAAUUCUAAUUGUCUCCUAAGCUGAAAUUCUCAAUAGAAAUGGAGCAAUUAAAUUUCUGCUUUGGCUCUACCUUGGGGACAAGAGUCGUUUUAUUUCGGUUGACGGUGGGGAGGGUUUGUCUAAACCUUUACAAAGGCGAUUUCACGGGUGUCUGUAAUAGUUUCAUAACAGAGCGAUCACUGGGCUAUGCAAGGCAAAUAUGGCCACCUAUGUUCCUUGUGUUGUGGAGCAUCAGACUGACAUUUAGUUGUGCUUUGUUUACAAUGUGGACAUACUGUACAGUGCUGUACACGGCAAAUGUGUUGUGCAUAUUUCACUAUACUAUACUGUGGCUGCUGUGCAUUGAUCUAGCAAUGAUCGUUUGUUUAAUUUGCCUGUUUACUGAAUUUUUGUCAUGAUGUAUUGGCAACUUCAACAUGACUUUAGAGUCCACCUGAAUAGCUGUAUAAUACAAAUGACUGUAUUGAGUCAAAGGGUAAUUACUCAAGUGAGAAUAAGUCCAUUAUGUUAAUCUAAGACGGGAUGUUCUCUUAUUUUAUUUUGGUUUUCCGUGUCUUUGUGUCUCUCAACGCUGAAACACACGCUCUUGAGUUAUCAUCGAUUUUGAUUAUCAGCACAGCAGGACAUAUAACGAGUGAAGUCAUCUAGACCCUAUACCUCAAUUCAUAUUUUGAAAAUUACACUGGGUUUGGAAGCGGGCCAUGGGUUCCUCCUGGGAAUCAGUGGCACAGAAAUAAAGUGACAUCACUGACUGGGUAUUAAAAAAAAUGUAGAUGAACCUACUGCAAUUGGGGAACACAUUCCUCGGAGGAGAAAGCUGCUUAUUCGCUGUUCCAUUUGCGGACUUAUCUUAUCUCCAUGCACUCUGAGAUGACGAGAUUUACAUAAAACAUGGACAUCUCUGGCCGUUCUGGGCUGCGGCGUAUAAGGACCCUGCUCGGUGUAUGUACCAUAGACAUGUGAUUACCCAAGAGUUUUGUUCCCCUCAAAAGCAAUAUGUUAGCAAUUGUGAUAUAUGAAUCAAGUUAAUAGGAAGCUUUGGUUCAUUUUAAUUGUAAACUUGCCCUAUGCUCAGAACUAGACAGGGUAACUAUGCACACAUGUUCACAGCGCUCGGGAGACAAAAAGGGAAAAAUGUGAGAAGUGAGAAGCAGAAAGCCAACCACAGAUAGAUUUCACUGGACAGUAUUGUGUGCCAUUUUCUUGUGUUUUGUUUGUUGUGUUCAUGCCUACUGUACCCAUGUGUAAAUAUAUGCUUUUUUGGAGUGAGUCAGAUCGAACAGUGCACUGAAUGUACAGUGACAAUAAAAAUCACAUGGUUUAUGUAACCACUGCAAAUGAUUUCUUUUAACAUCUUCAAGUCACUGAAUGUGGAAAGAAAUCUAUCUAUAAAAUCAGUCAACUCA